AAUCAAAGUAAAACAAACUAAACGACCAUAUAAAUAAAUAAAAUUUAAAAAAAUAAAACCAUUAUGGCGAACACUGCACAACUUUUGCGACGACAAAGCUCGCGCGACAUCGUGCUGAAGAGUCAGAAGAGCAUUGACCAUAUGGAAUUACGGGAAAUGCGUGGUCGUCUUGUACCCAAAGAACACCAUGGCAGUGGGACACAUCAUCAUCACCCCCACCAUCAUCAGCCACCUAUGUAUGGUGCAACCAAUCAAGCAUUUCUGGGUGAUGCUUUUGAUGAAUCGACCGAAUUGGAACCGGACGGCUUCGGUGCAGAGGCGAGUACCAGUAAAUCAAAAGCUGAAUUGGCAGCGGCAGUUUCGGCCACAGUUGAAGCAGCAGAAGAGGACAUUGUCGAGGGCGGCAAGGAGGGUGAUGAGCGCGAAAGUUGGGACAAUAAAAUCAUGUUUCUGCUAGCUACUAUAGGCUAUGCCGUUGGCCUGGGUAAUGUCUGGCGUUUUCCCUAUUUGGCGCAAAAAAAUGGCGGUGGUGCCUUUCUUGUGCCCUAUUUCAUAAUGUUGUGCAUACAGGGAUUGCCGAUAUUCUAUCUAGAAUUGGCUGUAGGCCAACGACUGCGCAAAGGUGCGAUUGGUGUGUGGAGUCAGGUUUCGCCCUAUUUAGGCGGCAUUGGCAUUUCAUCCGCAGUUGUCAGCUAUAUAGUGGCUUUGUAUUAUAAUACCAUAAUUGCCUGGUGCCUCAUAUACUUGUUGCAUAGUUUUGAGUCACCUUUGCCGUGGGCCGAUUGCCCCACACGCCUCUAUGCCAAUUAUACUUAUGACCAUGAGCCGGAAUGUGUGGCCUCUUCGCCCACACAAUUUUACUGGUACCGCACCACACUUCAAUGCUCCGAAAGCGUCAAUGAGCCGGAAAACUUUAAUUAUCACAUGGCUAUAUCGUUAAUUGUUUCAUGGUUUCUUGUUUACAUUUGUAUGGUGCAGGGCAUUACGUCGUCCGGUAAAAUUGUCUAUAUGACAGCAAUAUUUCCAUAUGUGGUGCUCAUUAUAUUCUUCUUUCGCGGCAUUACACUGAAAGGCGCUUCAGAGGGCGUUGCUCAUCUCUUCACGCCACGUUGGGAAACACUACUGGAUCCUGUUGUGUGGUUGGAGGCUGGCACGCAGAUUUUCUUCUCCUUAGGUCUUGCCUUUGGCGGUUUAAUCGCGUUUAGUUCUUACAAUCCUGCCAACAACAAUUGUUAUCGCGAUGCAAUUUUGGUUUCUCUCACAAAUUGCGGCACUUCUAUGUUUGCUGGAGUUGUCGUUUUUUCCGUGAUCGGCUUCAAGGCCACAUCUACAUUCGAUCGUUGCAACGAAGAACGACAAGAUCUAAUUGCGCAAAAUAAAACGACGAAUUUGCCAAUUUGUGAUCUCGAAAAAGAGUUGGCGAAUAGCGCUUCGGGUACCGGAUUGGCAUUUAUUAUAUUUACUGAAGCUAUCAAUCAAUUUCCUGGCGCACAGAUAUGGGCGGUGCUCUUCUUUCUUAUGCUCUUCACACUCGGCAUUGACUCACAGUUCGGUACACUGGAAGGCGUUGUAACCUCGCUGGUCGAUAUGAAAUUGUUUCCGAAUCUACCAAAAGAAUGGAUUGUGGGUGGCCUCUGCUGUUCCUGCUGUUUGAUCUCGAUGUGUUUUGCUAAUGGCGCUGGCAGCUACAUAUUUCAAUUGAUGGACAGUUUCGCUGGCAACUUUCCACUUCUGAUCAUUGCACUUUGCGAAUGCCUUUCGAUCAGUUAUAUAUACGGUGUUAGAAGAUUUUCCGAUGACAUUGAAAUGAUGACUGGUUCUCGGCCUGGCUUAUAUUGGAUGUUUUGCUGGAAAUAUCUCUCUCCUUGCGCUAUGAUUACCAUCUUGCUAGCGUCUUUCUAUCAGUUACUUACCGAGGGCAGCAGUUACCCAGCUUGGAUAGCGGCUAAAGGGCUCACCGAACAACUCGAAUGGCCACACUGGUGUAUUGUCAUCGCAUUUUUCCUGAUACUCUCGUCAAUAUUAUGGAUACCAAUCGUAGCGAUAUUAAGGCUUUGUGGCAUAAAAGUGGUAGAAGAUUCCGAUCCCGCUUGGUUUCCAGAAGCAGAACUGAAAGAGGUUCACGGCAUUGUGCCGCAUGAGCCGACAGAAAUCGAACGUUCGAUAUUCUGUUACAAUAUGGACGGUACAGAGGGCAUGUGUUGUCCGAAAUAUGGCUUGCCAGAAAAAUCGCUCGAAGAAGAGGAGUAAAUAAACAAAGAACCAAAAGGCGAGAAAACUAGAAACUACUAAACAUUAUAAAAAAAAAGAAAAUACAACAAAAGAAAGUGCUAAAAAGUGAAUUUCUUCCAAAGCACGCACUGAAAAUUAUAAGAAACCGUCGAAGAAAACAAAUCAGAGUGAAACAAAAUUAAAAAAAAAAAACAAAGACGAAAAGAAAAAAAAUAUAUAUUAAACAUACAUACAUAAAAAUACCUAUAAAUAAUUUAACGAAAACUGUUAAGAAGCGAACAGCAGACUACUUCAGCAACAAAAAAAAAAUGCAUAUUUGGUGUUCCGGUGGUCAAAGUGGUUUGGAGACUCAACUAUACAAUAAUAUGUUAAGUACUAAAAUAUGUAUAUUAUAUACAUACAUAUACAUAUAUGCCUACCUAUAUACAUAUAUAUAUCUAAAUAUAAUGAGUAAGCUAAGAAGCACUACUUCUAAAGACAAUAAUUUAAAAGACAAAAAGAAACAUGAGUUCAUAAGUUUAAAAAACCAAAUUCCACUUGUAAAUAAACGUACAUCAAA
This is a messenger RNA of Rhagoletis zephyria (snowberry fruit fly), 2791 nucleotides long. RefSeq names its product sodium-dependent neutral amino acid transporter B(0)AT3. NCBI's taxonomy places the organism in Eukaryota, Metazoa, Arthropoda, Insecta, Diptera, Tephritidae. The record is from RefSeq and is a predicted model, not a curated record. Gene Ontology annotation, biological process: sodium ion transmembrane transport; amino acid transport; nitrogen compound transport. Gene Ontology annotation, cellular component: plasma membrane.